This is a messenger RNA of Zootoca vivipara (common lizard), 2319 nucleotides long. It is a transcript of the gene GSK3A, whose product is annotated as glycogen synthase kinase 3 alpha. The record is from RefSeq and is a predicted model, not a curated record. Gene Ontology annotation, biological process: peptidyl-threonine phosphorylation; positive regulation of proteasomal ubiquitin-dependent protein catabolic process; negative regulation of canonical Wnt signaling pathway. Gene Ontology annotation, cellular component: nucleus; axon; cytoplasm. Gene Ontology annotation, molecular function: protein serine/threonine kinase activity; ATP binding. Lineage: Eukaryota; Metazoa; Chordata; Lepidosauria; Squamata; Lacertidae.
CGCAUCGACGCCGUCUCCCAUCGUGCACCGCGCCGCGGCCUGAUGAGGCCUCGUUCCGGCUCCAUUGGGCUUUGAGGCGAUAAUGGAUAUCAGAGCGAGAUGGGCUCAAGGAGAUAGCGGCAAGGUGACCACCGUGGUGGCCACGCCAGGUCAGGGCCCCGACCGCCCCCAAGAAGUUUCGUAUUCUGAUAUCAAGGUCAUCGGCAAUGGGUCAUUUGGGGUCGUCUACCAGGCCCGACUAGCAGAUUCCGGAGAGCUGGUUGCUAUCAAGAAGGUGCUGCAAGAUAAACGCUUCAAGAACCGAGAGCUGCAGAUCAUGAGGAAGUUGGAUCACUGCAACAUUGUUCGCCUGCGGUAUUUCUUCUACUCGAGUGGGGAGAAGAAGGAUGAAGUUUAUCUUAAUUUAGUCCUGGACUUCGUGCCCGAGACGGUCUAUCGCGUGGCCCGACACUUCACCAAAGCCAAACAGACCAUCCCUGUCAUCUAUGUAAAGGUGUACAUGUACCAGCUGUUCCGCAGUCUUGCUUACAUCCAUUCUCAAGGCGUGUGUCAUCGGGACAUCAAACCCCAGAACCUACUGGUGGACCCCGACACAGCAGUACUGAAGCUUUGUGAUUUUGGCAGUGCAAAGCAGCUGGUGCGAGGAGAACCCAACGUUUCCUACAUCUGUUCCCGCUACUAUCGUGCUCCUGAGCUCAUCUUUGGAGCCACAGACUACACCUCAAACAUAGAUAUCUGGUCUGCUGGCUGCGUGCUGGCAGAGCUGCUUCUGGGGCAGCCUAUAUUUCCUGGGGACAGUGGAGUGGACCAGCUGGUGGAGAUCAUCAAGGUGUUGGGGACACCAACGCGAGAACAGAUCCGAGAAAUGAAUCCCAACUAUACGGAGUUUAAGUUCCCCCAGAUUAAAGCACACCCCUGGAUAAAGGUGUUCAAGCCUCGCACGCCGCUGGAGGCCAUCUCGCUGUGCAGCCGGCUGCUGGAGUACACGCCCGCCACCCGCCUCUCCCCACUGGAGGCUUGCGCCAACAGCUUCUUCGACGAGCUGCGUGAGCCCAAUGCUCGGCUGCCCAACGGCCGCGACCUGCCCCCCCUCUUCAACUUCAGUCCUGUGGAGCUAUCCAUCCAGCCAGGGUUGAACACAAACCUCAUUCCACCACACAUUCGAUCCCAGGCCAGCUCGGUGGGAAGUGUGCCUGGCUCCACAUCUUCGCACAGUGAGGGGAGAAUGGGAACCGACAGGAGCCAGGUUACACCCGGAGACGGAGCAGGACCCAUCGCCAACACAUCCUGAGGGGCUGCUGGGCCGGGGGGCAGGUCCCCUCCACUUACCCCCUACCCUCCAGGCCACCCACAUGGACUUCUCUGAACUGUGAACGGUGGGGGGGGGGAAGCAACGGUGUGGCCUGGGGGAUCAUGUGGAGCUUGCCUCCCGUUGGCCAGUGGGGAGGCCAAUCGGAGAUGAGACGGCCACUUGGAUGGGAAGGGGGAGGGGGCGGAAUUCCCUGUCUCCCUGAAUCACUUUGCGGUUCCCUCCCAUGUUGUCCCAUGAUGCCUCGGCACGGGGAGAGGGCAGAAAAAAAUCCCAUGGCUUAAGGGCUCCCUUUUUCAAAAGCAGUCAAGGUUGGUGCCUCUGGGGAGGGGGAGAGACCCAAGAGCUGCCAUCCCACCCCACCCCCAUUUCUCUCCUCCCCUCCCACUUUUCCCAAGGAUGGCCCAGUUCGAUUUUAACUUGCUCGUUUUUAACAUCCCCGAGGGAUACAAAAAAUGUUUUAUUUCCAGUCUCAUGUCACCCACGCUCUCCGAACUCCGACCCUGUGGGCCUCUCCCACCGGUCUGGUCCCUCACUGGGUGUCCCUCUCCCACCUGAGACCUGUCUGCCUCUGAAGCACGGAUGCUGUAUUUUUAAGCGGGUCAGUCUUUUCCCCCUUUGGUUUUCUUAUUAACCCCAAUAAAAUUCAACUUGUCACUUUCAGGUGGGGAAUUAGGACCAUUCCUUUUCCCUGAAAGGCCUCCCUCCCCUCAUCAUUUUGCUGGCUGUGCCUCCACCACAAUCUCUUAAUGGGAACAAGAAACUCCUAUCCCCCUUGCCUUGGACUGUGAGGGGGGCACAGCCAACCACACCUUCCUCUUCCAACCCUCCCCUACGUCAUGGCACCAGGAUUUCUUGUGGGAAAUCCUCUCCCCUUGCCCUCAGUACAGGCUGGCGUUGGAAGCUGUUCCUUCCCCAGGCAGGUGGAUAAAUUUACAGCAGAGCUUGCAUCUGCUCCCCAGCACCGCAAAUCAAUGAUGUGGGUGGAUGAGGGGGGAUGCUCUCUCAAA